Messenger RNA from Coffea eugenioides, 2095 nucleotides. RefSeq names its product rop guanine nucleotide exchange factor 1-like. Bases 124 to 1821 code for a protein of 565 amino acids. Gene Ontology annotation, molecular function: guanyl-nucleotide exchange factor activity. NCBI's taxonomy places the organism in Eukaryota, Viridiplantae, Streptophyta, Magnoliopsida, Gentianales, Rubiaceae. The transcript has 6 exons. The record is from RefSeq and is a predicted model, not a curated record.
UAUUCAUCAUAGGAGCAAUUUUCAAAUGAAACUGAGCCGCCGGUGACGUAGCAGUACUAGUAAAAGUGGUCAUUCAUUUCUCAGCAGCUCCAAAAAGGAGUACUAGUACUACUACUGUUGCCAAUGGCAGCUAACUACUCGUGUAUCCUAUCUUCGUCGUCUGAGGAGGAGGAGGAGGACGGUGACAUUUAUCGUCACAGCAGCUUCCAUCCUUUCGACAGUUACAGUAUCAGUGCUGAUGUCAGCGAAUCCGAGAGCUGUUCUAGCGCCAGCACAUUCUCCUCUCGGCCCCCUCCUCCUCCUCAGGCAGCUGCUUCUCAUGCACUAAAUUCUCUCUCUUCCUCUUCUGAUUCUCCGGCCAGGCCUAAGGUUAUGUUUCCGGUCGUCGGUCACAGACAUGUUGUGAUUCCGGAGGAGAAGCAGGACGAGCCUGAAUUAUCCGAAGUUGAAUUGAUCAAAGAGCGUUUUGCCAAGCUGUUGUUAGGAGAAGAUAUGUCAGGUGGAGGUAAUGGAGUAUGUACUGCUCUUGCCAUAUCCAAGGCCAUCACAAAUCUUGCUGCCACUGUGUUUGGAGAGCUAUGGAAAUUAGAGCCGAUGGUGCCUAAAAAGAAGUCAAUGUGGCUGUGUGAAAUGGAAUGGCUUCUAUGUGUCAGUGAUUCCAUUGUCGAGCUUGUUCCAUCAGUGCAAGAACUUCCAUGUGGUAGGACAGUUGAAGUCAUGGUGCCUCAACCGCGGUCUGACUUGUCUCUGAAUCUUCCAGCACUUAAGAAUUUAGACGCAAUGCUAAUUAGCAUCUUGGACGGAUUUCAUGACAGUGAAUUUUAUUAUGUCGAUAGAGGGAUAAUUUUUGCUGAUGGAGAAUUUAUUGAAGCAAGACCGUGCCCUCCAUCUCAGGAAAGGCCUUCAAUUACACUUGAAGAGAAAUGGUGGUUACCAUUCCCAAAAGUCCCACAAAAUGGUUUGUGUGAGGAGACAAGGAAACAAUUGCAACAGUGCAGGGAAUGCACAAAUCAGAUAUACAGAGCGGCUGUGGCUAUUAACAACAGGGUAUUGUCAGAAAUGGAAGUCCCGCAAGUUUAUUUGGAUAGCUUGCCCAAGAGUGGGAAGGCUUGCUUAGGUGAAAUUCUUUACCGGUAUAUAACUGGUAAUCAGUUUUCCCCCGAAUGUCUUAUUGACUACCUAGACCUAUCAUCAGAACAUAACACCCUAGAAAUUGCUAAUAACAUUGAAGCAGCUUUACAUAUAUGGAGGCAGAAGUACUCCAAAAAAAAAUUCUCUCACACAAAAACUGGGAAGUCACAAUGGAGUGGACCACUUAAGGUCUUUGUUGACAUCGAGAAGGCCAAAAUGUCAGCACAGCGAGCUGAUUCCCUCUUAAAGAUCUUGAAGCUGCACUUCCCUACCCUCCCACAAACAGCACUAGAAAGGCAUAAGAUACAGUAUAACAAGGAUGUUGGACAAUCAAUUCUUGAGAGCUACUCCAGGGUGAUAGAGGGCUUAGCCUUUAACUUAAUGGCUAGGAUUGAGGAUCUUCUAUACGUUGAUGAAGCUACAAGACUACGUGCGGCAGCGGAAUCAUUAUCCUUUGUCGACCAUAGGGGAUUGACUGGAGAUUUUACCAUGCAGAAGCAGUUUCCUUCUGGUCCGGUUUCAACUCAACUUAAUUCUUGCGCCUCUCUGCUAAGGAAACCAGCAUUUUGUUCUGGAGUCCCCUUGGUUCGAAAGCUAAAGAGGAUACAAAAGUCUCAAAAGAAUACGCCGGAUGAAAAGAUAGAAAGGGCAUUAUUGGAAGUAUAUGGAUUCAAACCUCCAUUGGCGUAACAGAGAGUCUCCAAGUCCUGUGGCUUAUGCUGCCGGAAAGCAAUUAUCAUUGUCACCACGGCUGUCGGAGGGACCUGCCCUGCUGAUUAUUGGACUGCUACUUUUAUGUUACCAGAUGCUAUAUUAAUUUAUGUUCUGCACGCUGGAUGUUGAAAUGUUUCACCCAUUAAGCGUUUAAGCACUUUGGCUUGAUUCUUGCCAUGGAUACUCCAUGCAUUUGAACUAGACUAAUUGUUUCACUUUCAUAAAGCUCUUUGACUCUCUUAAUAAUGUA